CUGAGAUUAGUUCGUCUGCGUCGUCAUCGACUGCUUCGAAAAAGCAUUAUAUAGAUGUUAUAAAGAAUCCUAUGGAUCUUGGAACGAUCGCUAAAAAAUUAAAAAAUCGCGCUUACAACAGUAAAGAAGAAUUUGCAAACGACCUUUAUUUAAUAUAUACGAAUUGUAUCACCUAUAAUACACAUCCAGAAAAUAUUUUUCGAAAGUACGCCAUAGCCAUGAAAGAAAAGAUGGAUGAGCUUCUUGAAGCUGUUCCGGAUGUUAAAAUUCAGACUCUUGCAGAAUAUAAAGCAAGUUUGAAACAAGAUUGUGGAGAAUUAUUUAAGGUGGAAAAAAAAUCUCCAUCAUUAGAUCAACAUACUGAAAGUGUCUCGAGCGCUUCUUUGCAAGUAGAAGAUGAACCGCCGGGUACUGAUGUUGUAGCAGAAGAUGCUCAAAUUGCAGACACAACUGGGCACUCUCAAGCGUCCCAAGAGAAUUCAUCAGAUGAUGAAGAAGAAAAAGAAGCUGACCGUGAGGUUCAAGAAAUGCUAAAAAACAUAAGAUUGAUUCCUACGUUGCCAUUAUGGGAUUUAUGGGAUCCUGAACUAGAUAACCCAAAUCGGGAUAAAUUUUUUGAUCCAGACUAUGAUCCAAGUGCCAAUCUACCAACUCUUGAUCAAUAUCCCCAACUUCAAUUCCCGAAACAGGGUACUAGUGCAAUGAUCGAGAAAAACAUCGAGACUCUUAAACAAUCUCGUAUUCUUCAUGCCAAACUUGUGUCUGCGACGCAUAAUAUUCCGUUGAGUCAUCUUGGUAUUUCAGAAAAGUCUCUAGAAGAUACGCCAAUAAUUAAUUCUACAAUUGACCAAAAGGAUCUACCGCCCCUUAUCUUGAAUAAAGAUACCGGUUUUGCCUGUAUGCAACGCGUUGUUUCUAGGUUGUGUCAACACGCAGGAUUUGAAGCAACUUCUAGUAGGGCUUUGACCAUUUUAACUGAAGUCGCUCAAGAUUACUUCUUGAACUUGAGUAAAACUUUACGCGCAUAUAUGGAUGAUUAUAGUAAGAAGAUGACUCCCGAGAAUGGUGUUUCAUCCGUAAAGAAUCUUGAGUCAUAUAUCCAUGAUGAUAUUCAGCGUUAUGGCACGAAACUACAAGAUAUUAAGCGCCGAUUGGAGGCUGCAUUAUUGGAACUAGGUUUAGGUUCUUUACAGGUUCCUCCACAGUUAAUUCUUGGAUCGAAAAGAAUAAAACCUUUACCUAAAAAAGCUUCAGAACAAAAUGAACGAAAAUUACCUCGUCAUGUUCCUCCACCACCAUGGGCACCGAUAACAGAUCCGGAGAGUCAAAUUGGUUUAUUACGAGACUUUUUCCGUAACAAAAAAAAUGACUCUAUGAACGACCAAAUAAUUGAGGAUGAAAAUCUUCCCGCUAAACACCGAAAUCAAAGGCCUCGUGUACCUCCUACGGGCAAAAUCCCUCCACAACCUAGAAGGCAGCUGCAAAAAUCCAGCGCCCAAUCCGCUGCUGCUCUUGCAGAAAAAAAGAAGAAGAAAGAACGAGAUGCGGCGAUUGCAAAAGAGAAGGAAAGAAAUAGACUUCUUAAAUUGGAAGAACGUGAAAGAAAAAAAGCUGAAAAAAAUGAACAAAAGCGGCAGAAACAAUUAGAAAAAGAAGCUGCAAAAAAGGCAGAGGCGGAAGCUAAAGAGGCUCGAAAAGCAGAAAUUGAGCAUCAGAAACGACGUGCUCAAGAGGCCAAGGAAGCAAAGAAAUUAGAGCAAGAGGCCCACAAGAAAGCGGAAGCUGAAGCAAAGAAAGCAGAACCUAAAAAGAAAAAGUCAACCAACUCUAAGACUGGAAAGUUGGCAUCGCCACAAGCUGAGAUUAGUUCGUCUGCGUCGUCAUCGACUGCUUCGAAAAAGCAUUAUAUAGAUAGUAUUGACUCAGAGACGGUGCCACUUGGACAACUCAAAAAACAGCGUAGAACAGAAGUCACAGGCUCCAAACCAACUAACCGUCCCUCUCCAACGGCGAAAAAAAGAAUUCCACACAGUCAAAUAUGA
Racocetra persica is the source of this 2042-nucleotide messenger RNA. The record is from the annotation of a GenBank genome assembly. Lineage: Eukaryota; Fungi; Glomeromycota; Glomeromycetes; Diversisporales; Gigasporaceae.